GUUACACAAGCCACUUUACGCGUAUACGGAUCCGUAGAAAAAAAGUCGCGUUAAGUGCUAAAAGGGGUUUUCGCGUCUUGGAGACGCGUCGAGGCUUGGAAAAUACCCAUUUAACUAUAGAACCUUGGUCCUUUUUCCACCGUCUACUUUUCCACAAUUUAAUUGUUCAUUUUAUUGUCCGCUUGCAAGUCCAUCCAAUUUGACUAAAUCGUCAAGAGUUGUUUCGAUGUUUGUAAUUUAUUUAUCCGCCUAGGAAUUGAACAUCAGAUUUAUUUCGAGAAAGGGAAGGAAAAAGAAAAAGAAAAAACUAUCAUUCACGGUGCCGCUUCUACACCAUUUAAGACACCUUCCGCCUUGGGAUAUAGGCUGCCUACCAACUCGGUCUCGACCCCGUUUACACCCAUUACACUUAUACUUUCAAACUCUCAUCUCAUUCAAACCCGCAGUUGCUUACACAAUGUCAUCCGUAAAGCGUAAAAGCGAAGGGCUCUCAUCCGGGGACGCCAAUAAGAAGCCCAAGGUGAACGCGAGCAUAACGUCAUUCUUCAGCGCUCCCAAGAGCUCGCCCGCCUCGUCCCCCGCGAAACCUGAUGCGGGCCCCGAUCCAUCGCCCCUCAAGUUCAACAAGGAGAAGUGGGUCGCGAGCUUGUCGCCGGAGCAGAAGCGCCACCUCCAACUUGAGAUCCAAACCUUGGAUCCCAGCUGGCUGGCCCACCUCAAGGAUGAGAUCUUAUCGGAAGAGUUUAUCAAUCUUAAAAAGUUCCUCGAGAGCGAGGUCAAGGCGAACAAGAAAGUGUUCCCCCCUAGGGAAGAUGUCUAUUCAUGGUCCCGCCACACGCCCUUCCACACGGUCAAGUGCGUAAUCCUAGGCCAAGACCCUUACCACAACUACAACCAAGCGCACGGCCUGGCCUUCUCGGUCCGGCCUCCGACGCCCGCUCCCCCUUCCCUCAAGAACAUGUACAUCGCGCUGAAGAACGACUACCCGGACUUCGUGCCGCCGCCCAACGGCGGGGGCCUGCUGACGCCCUGGGCGGAGCGCGGGGUGCUCAUGCUGAAUACGUGCCUGACGGUGCGCGCGCAUGAGGCCAACUCGCACGCGAAGAAGGGCUGGGAGCGCUUCACGCAGAAGGUGAUCGACCUGGUGGCGCAGAAGCGCACGCGCGGCGUCGUCUUCAUGGCCUGGGGCAAGCCCGCGGCGCAGCGCGUCACCAAGGUCGACACCCAGCGCCACCUGGUGCUCAGGAGCGCGCACCCGAGCCCGCUGAGCGCGUCGAGGGGGUUCUUCAACUGCGGGCACUUCAAGCUGGCUAACGAGUGGCUCGCCAAGAGGUACGGCGAGGACGGCGUGAUCGAUUGGAAUCUCAACCCCGCCGCGAAGAAGACGGAGAAGCUGGAGGAGCAGGAGGGGGUAAAGAAGGAGGAGGAAGUAAAGAAGGAAGAGGAAGUUGAGUCUCCUAUUGUAGUUGUGGGAGAGGUGGACGUAGAGAAGGGCGAGGAGGAGAGCAAAAUCUUGCAGGAGGAGGGUGAAGAGGGAAAAGAGGGAAUAGAUGGCAAAGAUGACAAAGAUGACAAGGACGAUAAGGAUGACAAAGACACAGCAGACGACGCUGAAUCGAAAUAAGCUCUACUCGUCAAUUGUGUGUAAUAUGUUAAGGGAUACAGGGUAUUGGGAGACCUCAUGUUCUGGUCGCAUAGGGUUAAUGGUCGGCGUUUAAUGUGGUUUAUAAGUGGCUGGAUUGGCGUAUGUUCAUAGCAUAUCGAGAUUGCAAUGAUCAACGAAAAACUGCCCUUUGGUAAAGAGUACUAUGUGUGAGUAAUAGGUUAGGAGGUAGAUACCUAGUUCGUACAAAUUGCAAAUUGUGUAGCUCAACGGACAAUGUAUUUAAUGGUCUACGUUGUUAACGAGAAUAUCUCUAGACUAGAAUCAUCAUAUGAAAAGGUCUAUGUCGUUAUGAUCGAUGCC
Molecule: messenger RNA, 1966 nt
Organism: Daldinia caldariorum
Lineage: Eukaryota; Fungi; Ascomycota; Sordariomycetes; Xylariales; Hypoxylaceae
Product: uracil-DNA glycosylase
Exons: 2
Coding region: 458-1624 (388 amino acids)
Biological process (GO): base-excision repair; base-excision repair, AP site formation via deaminated base removal
Cellular component (GO): nucleus; mitochondrion
Molecular function (GO): uracil DNA N-glycosylase activity
Source: RefSeq, a predicted model, not a curated record